GGAUCACGCAAGCAGAGCAUGUACUGUAGAGUAUGUAGAGUAGAGUAGAACAGUGUACUGUACAUAGCAAGCAAGCAAGCAAAUGCAAAUAACUAGCGAUGGCAAGCAAGCAUCGUCGCCGUCGUCGUCGUCGUCAUGAGGGUGAUCUCAUCAUUAUCAUCAUCAUCGUAGGUAAUCAACCUCAGCACCACCACAUCAUGGUCAUCAUCACCUCAUCAUCGCCCUCACUGCCUUUCACAAGCAAGGCACAGGCACGGGCCACGCUUCCUCCUGUACCCACUCUACCUACUCUACUCGCAGCCCACCCUCUUAUUAAUUAUCCCACCAGCGAUCUAGAAUCUGGAUUCCGACCAUGUUUCUUUCCGCCGUGUGGGUCGGGUCAGGUUCCAUGGUUUUGGAGAACCGGAGGGAGUUUCGGAGGCUGUGGAGAGCCUGGAGUGCCUGGAGAGGAUUUCGGAGAGGACAAGGCGGGCGGGGUUUUCGGGGUAUGGGGUGGGUACUUGGGUAUUUGGGUACUUGGACUUGGGUACUUGGACUUGGGUAAUAGGGUACAUGCCGGGGAACUUGGAGUGCUUGGAGCGCAUGCCGAGGAUCUUGGAGUGCUUGGAGAGCUUGGCUUGGAAUGCUUGGAGUGGGGACGUGUGUGGUCACUGGUGGUGGGAAGCGUGGAUGGUGCGUGGAUGGUGUGGCUUGUAGCUUGGAAGUUGGGGGACAAGGAAAGCGUUUGUUUGCGUCUCGUGUCGACUGUGCACAGGUUUCUCUCCUCCGCGGUUUCUAUUGGAUGGCACAAAGACGAGUGACGAAGCAGGCUGACACCUGAGAUCGAUGAGAUCGAUAGCCGAUAUCUAUGUAAAUAUGACGCCAUUCGCAUACCAAGGUACCGUACGUAGCGGUUUCUGCAGAAGCCGGACGAACAAGAUAGUCGAACACGCGCAGCCUGCACGCAGCGGAUAUAAAACAAACUCUCGACGCUACCACGUCGGAAGCGCCACAGUCAUCAUAUCGCC
Molecule: messenger RNA, 1007 nt
Organism: Tricharina praecox
Lineage: Eukaryota; Fungi; Ascomycota; Pezizomycetes; Pezizales; Pyronemataceae
Exons: 2
Coding region: 99-800 (233 amino acids)
Source: RefSeq, a predicted model, not a curated record